GCAGCCCCUCGCCAUGAGCAGCCCGGCCGCGCUCCGGGAGGGCUACGAGCACUUCGAUCCCCGCGCGUACCUGCGCAACAAUUACCUCCCGCCCCGCGCCGACUUCUCCUCCGAGGAGUUCGUGGUGCCCUGGAAGCUGCGAUGCCUGGCCGAGACCUUCGCCAGUGGUGAGAUCCGCGGGCGGACCUUGAUCGAUGUGGGCUCGGGUCCCACCAUCUACCAACUGCUGAGCGCCUGCGACCACUUCGAGGAGAUCGUGGCCACCGAUUACCUGGCGGUGAACCGGGAGGAGCUGGGCCGGUGGGCGCGGGGCGAGCCCGGAGCCUUCGACUGGAGCCCCUUCAUCCAG
Ficedula albicollis (Collared flycatcher) is the source of this 349-nucleotide messenger RNA. It is a transcript of the gene PNMT, whose product is annotated as phenylethanolamine N-methyltransferase. The annotation marks the transcript as partial. NCBI's taxonomy places the organism in Eukaryota, Metazoa, Chordata, Aves, Passeriformes, Muscicapidae. Gene Ontology annotation, molecular function: phenylethanolamine N-methyltransferase activity. The record is from RefSeq and is a predicted model, not a curated record. The transcript is spliced from 2 exons. Gene Ontology annotation, cellular component: cytosol.